AUGGAUUUCGGAUCAGUGAUGGAGUUUUUGGGGUGUGUGCCGUUACUCCAGAGGCUUCCCAGCUCGUCUCUGAAGAAGAUCGCUCAAGCUGUCUCAGUCAAACGCUACGGGCAAGGAGAUUAUGUAGUUCGUGAAGGAGAAGUUGCGGAUGGGAUUUACUUCAUCUGGGAGGGCGAGGCUCAAGUCUGUGGGUCCUUUGAUGCACAUGAUGAAAAUAGCCCUGAGUUUCUGUUAAAGCCAUACGAUUAUUUUGGCCAUGGUAUAGCAUACUCUACUCAACCGGCAGAUGUGGUUGCAUUGUCUAAGCUUACUUGCUUGAUCCUUCCUAAGGAGCACGAAGAUCUUCUAAAACCCAAAUCAAUUUGGAGCGCCGACGAGACUCAGGAGAAACGGCCACUUGUGGAGCAAAUUCUACACUUAGAUCCUGUCGAUGUUAACAUUUUUAAGGGUAUUACAUUGCCUGAAGCUCCAAAAUUUGGGAAAGUGUUCGGAGGGCAAUUUGUUGGGCAGGCACUUGCAGCAGCGUGUAAAACUGUUGACUGUCUAAAGAUUGUUCACAGUUUACAUGCAUAUUUCCUUCUUGUUGGUGAUUUUGACAUUCCAAUAAUCUAUCAAGUGCAUCGUGUUCGUGAUGGAAAAAGCUUUGCCACCCGAAGGGUAGAGGCUGUACAGAAGGGAAAUAUCGUGUUUACUUUGACGGCAUCUUUUCAAAAAGAAGAAGCAGGAUUCAUACACCAGGUGCCAACAAUGCCUUCCAUGCCUGCUCCAGAAGAGCUUUUAUCACUGGAAGAGUUGAGAGAAAGGCGUCUUACUGAUCCUCGCCUUCCCAGGACAUAUCGAAACAAGGUUGCUAGUGCAAAAUUUGUCCCUUGGCCCGUAGAGAUAAGGUUCUGUGCACCUAAUACAUCCACCAACCAGACAAAGUCUCCUCCAAGUUUAAGAUACUGGUUUAGAGCGAAGGGAACUCUUUCAGAUGAUCAGGCUUUGCAUAGAUGCGUUGUGGCAUAUGCUUCUGAUCUAAUGUUUCUCCAAAUCAGUCUGAAUCCUCAUCGUGAAAAGGGUUUGAAGUCGUCUUCUGUCAGCCUAGAUCACUCGAUGUGGUUUCACAGGCCGUUUAGGGCUGACGACUGGCUUCUAUUUGUGAUUGAUAGUCCAAGUGCUCAUAGCGCGCGAGGUUUUGUUUGCGGACAAAUGUUUACUGUGAAAGGAGAGCUUGUUGUUUCAGUGACUCAAGAGGGCUUAUUGAGGAGAGCCAGAGAACCACCAGCUUCGGGCGGCCAGUCGAAAUUGUAA
Messenger RNA from Striga hermonthica, 1293 nucleotides. NCBI's taxonomy places the organism in Eukaryota, Viridiplantae, Streptophyta, Magnoliopsida, Lamiales, Orobanchaceae. The record is from the annotation of a GenBank genome assembly.